AUGCCUGUGAAGACUACCCUGCUGGUCCUGUAUGCCCUCCAACAACCCACAUCAAAUGAUUGCCAUGGGCUCCAGUCCUCAUGGUUAUCCAGUUUGUCCUGCUCAGUCUCUGACACCUGUGCUAAAGACUUAAAUCCUGACACAAUAAGCUACUAUGGCAACUACUAUGGAGGACUAAGCUAUGGCUAUGGCUGCAAAUAUGGUUAUACCUCUGGCUUUGGUGCCUUUAGAAUCCUGGACUGUGGCUACAGAUGUGGCUGUGGUGGGUUAUGA
Cercocebus atys (sooty mangabey) is the source of this 273-nucleotide messenger RNA. RefSeq lists its product as uncharacterized. The transcript is spliced from 2 exons. The coding region runs from base 1 to 273 and encodes 90 amino acids. Lineage: Eukaryota; Metazoa; Chordata; Mammalia; Primates; Cercopithecidae. The record is from RefSeq and is a predicted model, not a curated record.